AUGCCCCGUGUGGCUCAUAGGCUCGACACGGCAAAGUCUGAGUAUAUCUGCGAUGAGGAACGUCUUCGCAAUCGCCACGCAAAGGCGUUCAAGCUGCACAAGGCUGGCAUCAACCUGAAGAUGUCGUUGGAACUACACAAAAGCGAAGGUUUGAUACCACCGUACCUGCACAAAGAGCGCGUUCCUAUUAUCGAAUGCCUGUACGAUGCGAGCAUGGAUGGAUUCAGAAGUUUCAUCAGGAAAGAAGUUACCAACGAGUACCAAGAGACAGUUGAAUCGCUUGCGAGAGAAGAAGCUGAAACGGAACAACUAAGCGAAGUGGAUAUCAGCCUCUUAAAGUCGAAGACACGACGUCUUACGCUUUCCAUGAAGCAUAGCCUCGUGAAUCGCGGCGGCCGACUCCCAUCGUUCAGGGAAAUAUUCGGCUCAGAUGACGGAAGCGAAGAAUCAGCUGACAGCGAUGAGGAUUUCGAGGUCGAUGAUCUUGACGAGGAUGACGAUAUGGCGCUCGAUCUUGAGCUCGACGAUGAUGUCGUUCAGCAGUAUAUCGAUGAAGACGGCAAUCCUGUAUUUGACGAGGACGGCAACCCUGUGUUCGAGGACGACGGAGAGCUUUUCACAACCGUGUGGGAAGUGGCUACUGAGGACGAGUAUGAUAGCGAUAUGGAUGAGGACACGGAUGAGGAUGAUGACGAUGACGAGAUGCACGACGCGUUGGAAACCCAGCAACAGCCCGCCAACACCAACACCAACGACGACGUUGACUAA
Alternaria hordeiaustralica is the source of this 768-nucleotide messenger RNA. RefSeq lists its product as uncharacterized. NCBI's taxonomy places the organism in Eukaryota, Fungi, Ascomycota, Dothideomycetes, Pleosporales, Pleosporaceae. The transcript has a single exon. Bases 1 to 768 code for a protein of 255 amino acids. The record is from RefSeq and is a predicted model, not a curated record.